UCCCCGGCUUUAGCCAUUCAGUACCUAGAAAAGAGCAUAAAGGCCCUAAAGGAAAGAAACAAGCUUCUUCGAAUAGCCGACAAGUACGGGUGGGACGUAGUGGACGAAUAUAUAGACGACCCUAUUACAGAGGGGACCGACGACGCAACAAAGUUAAGACAAGCCGACUACCGGGCCAAAGCUAAGAGACGUAACAAAGUAAGCACCCGUCCUGCUCCUUAUAUUCCAGAACCAGAGAGUCUUCAAGUUCCUCAAGAUGAGCCUUUUCGUAAAACUUCAUCAGCAUCUACAAGAGAAGUAUCUAGGAACUACAAAUACCCGGCUGCCCAAGGAUCACAAACCCGCACAGGACCUCGUACCGGUAUCUACAGCCAGAAUGAGUACUUCACCAGUUCACAACCAACAGACAGGUGUUACUACUGCAAUGGCGAGGGUCACUGGGCCUAUCACUGCCCAAAGAGACGUAGGUUCCAACCAGCCGAGACCAGUGGUUCUUCAGGAGCAAAGUGAUGAAACAAUUUCCUUCCAAUAUUCGGAGAUCCAGAGACCACGAUUUGCAUGACCAGAGUUGUCACAAUUUAUUGCUAUUAUUUAUU
Mytilus trossulus (common blue mussel) is the source of this 596-nucleotide messenger RNA. RefSeq lists its product as uncharacterized. The transcript is spliced from 2 exons. Lineage: Eukaryota; Metazoa; Mollusca; Bivalvia; Mytilida; Mytilidae. The record is from RefSeq and is a predicted model, not a curated record. Bases 257 to 562 code for a protein of 101 amino acids.